Salmo salar (Atlantic salmon) is the source of this 1393-nucleotide messenger RNA. RefSeq names its product WAS/WASL-interacting protein family member 2. Gene Ontology annotation, biological process: actin filament-based movement. The record is from RefSeq and is a predicted model, not a curated record. Lineage: Eukaryota; Metazoa; Chordata; Actinopteri; Salmoniformes; Salmonidae. Gene Ontology annotation, cellular component: actin filament. Gene Ontology annotation, molecular function: actin binding.
GACUCAUUGAAAUGCAUGUGUUCAUGGCAUACAUGUAAAAUAUUGCUUGUAAGAGCAAAAUCAAGAAGAGAACCCUGCUCCCCACACUCGAUGGUGUUCUCACAUAGUUUCUAAACUAAUUAUAGGUCGUUUCUACAGGUUUCAUUAUAUUUCAGGUCGCUGUUUUCCCAGUUGAUAAACUCGUCGGCGGUGAUCCUGUUACCUGCCUGCCUCCAUUUUGUGUUGGACGGCCCAGUUCCGGGUUUCCGAGAAGCGACAGAAACAGUUGUGAAGCGAGAGUCUCGCUUUGCUUGCUGGUCAAGAGGAGAGCAGAAUAAAAAGUAUAUGAAAAUAGGAUAUAAACUGGAGUUACGCGUAACUCGAAUUAGCUUUUGCACCGAAAUAUAACUUGUUUACAGCCAUAGUUAAGACGCCAGCAAAAUUUAACUUGACAGCUGUCGCGAGUAAACAGUAACUUAGCUAGCAAGCUAACUUUGGGCAUUGGAUUUAGUUGAUUUCGCUAGCAAGCUAAUUUAGCUGCUAGUGUCCUCCAGUUUUUAUUACAUUUUCUUCGCAAGUAACCAAGAGAGCCGCCUACUGCCUGGGAUUGUGUUAACUAGCAAAGUUGCCACAACUGCAGUUUCCAUUCAUGUUGUUAUUGAAGACGAGACUCACAAUCCUUCGAGACAGGGAGUUUGAGGGUGUACCCAGAGCUGAGACGGUGAACAAACCUCCUCCCCAAGGUGCCCACAGAGGGACAGGAUGCCCGUUCCUCCUCCUCCCCCUCCUCCUCCAGGACCCCCGCCUCCCCCCACCUUCAACCAGGCGAACACUACAGCACCUAAGUUGAAUCGGGAUGAGGCGAAGGGGAGAGGAGCGUUGCUCUCUGAUAUCUCCAAAGGAGCCAGGCUGAAGAAGGUUGGAGUGGUCAAUGACAGAAGUGCACCUGUUAUAGAGAAACCAAAGGAAAGUGGUAGAGGAGGUGGAGGAGGAGGGAGCAGUGGUGGUUCAGGGGUAGGCCUUGGAGGCCUUUUCGCAGGGGGCAUGCCAAAACUACGAUCAGUUGGAGCUGGAGACGCCACAGUGGGCAGAUCCGCCCUGCGUCCCCCAGGCUCCAGACCUGCAGCCCCCCCGGUCCACCCCAGGCCGCUCUACCUCCCCCUCCCCAGGAGACAAACCCUCCCCAAGAGACAAACCCUCCCCCCCGGAGCCCCAGCGCUCCCUCCGCCCCUCUCUCCCCGACAUCUCCCGCCCCCCCAACCAGUGCCAGCUCCUCCCACUCCUCCACUGGGGGCAUGAAGCACAGUACUUCAGGCUCAGCCCCUCCCCCUCCUUCAGGCAUGAAACACAGCACAUCAGCCCCACCCGCUCCACCUUCUUCGACAGGGGGCAUGAAGCCUAGCACAUCCGCCCC